AUGGUUCCUCCAGCCGCCACCACUCUUCCACCGCUCCGCCUUCUCACCGGCGGGACACUCACCCCCGUGCCCGAUUUUACAACCGAGCAUGACAGCGACAACGAUUCAGUGCUGCAGGGUCAUUACCUCCGGUUUCAAAGAACUUUGCUAACUGCCGUGGAUGCCCGUGUUCAGGAUCUUGAAGCCAAACUUCGAGAGAAUGAGCAUGCGGUGGCAUUGACAGGGGAGGAGAAGCAGGCGGUCGGAGUGGAACUUUAUAAGGCCAAGAAGGAGAUCGGACGGCUUAAUGAUGGCCUUGGCAAGGUGCAGUCUAUUCUGCAGUAUAGCGAAAAUGGCCGCAAAGUCUUGGAAACGGAUAGGGAGGCAGCCGAGCGAGAAAUUGCUAGAAUGAUGCAAGCGAACCGGCAUGUGAGCAGCUCCCUAGAAAUCACUCGGCGACAGCUGGACGACUCUUCUACAAAGCUGAGUCAGAUGAACGAAGUCAACGCUGCAUAUUUCUCUAGUAUCAAAGUGCAAAGACGAGUGGAGGAAAAACUGAAGAAAGAGCUCGAACUGGCAGAGGAAAGAAGAAAAGCCGCUGAGGUUGAAACAGAGGAAAUGAAAAAGAAGUUCGAAGAGCUUGCAAAGAGCAAGAAGGAAGUGGAGGAGACUUUGACCUUGCAGAGGAGCGAAACGACAAUGGCGCAAGGAGCACUCCACAAAAUGCACAAAGAGAUUGCUGAUUUGACUACGUCAAACCGGGUCCUUUCAAAGCAAUGGGAAGAGUCGAUUUCUGCCAUGGCGAAACGAGACAUGACCUUUCAAACUGUAAAUGAUAGUAAAGAGAAGAUGGUGGUUGAGGUUGCGGAUGCCAACAGCGAGAUCAGAGCGCUGAAGAAGGAAAAGGCGGAGGUGGAAAGGAGACUGCGAGACAAGGAGCUCGGAUUAUCCGACAACCUCUCCACCCUCCGAACAUCUCUCUCGUCGAGCGACACCAAAGGGCGCGACCUUCGCAGCGAACUGGUUGAGGCGCAAGUAGCCGAAUCCCUAUACAAGCAACAAUUGGACAAACUUGCAGUGGAUGAGCUGCAGCGCAAAUCGGAAAUGGUGUCAGAUCUGAAAUCGAGACUGGAGAGUGUCAAACAAGAGUUUGAGAACAAAUUACGAAACGAUGUUUUGCUGAACGUGGCGAAACGUGAAGAACAAUUUGAAUCCUGGGCCACCACGGAGGUCGAAGCGGUUACUCGAGACGAGGAGAACAAAACGACUCUGCUACGGAGGGAACAAGCACAACUUCGCUUGGAAAACAACACGCUACAAGAGACAAUCCGCGAACUACGCCAUCAGCUCACCGUGGCAAAUGAGCGGUACGAGCAUAUCAAUGGGCACUACAGUCGUCUUUAUGACGAGUCGAAGCACAUCAUCUACUCUCUCGAAAAAAAAGAGCACGAUGUAAAUGCUCUCAAAGGACGACUAGCAGAAAAUGUCCGAGGUAAGAACGCCUCCCCAUGUACCCCUUUGCUGUAUUCCCAGCUGAAAUCGGAAUGUUUCCUUGCUCGCUGCGGAAUCAGAGGAUAA
Messenger RNA from Fimicolochytrium jonesii, 1557 nucleotides. RefSeq lists its product as uncharacterized. The transcript has 9 exons. Bases 1 to 1557 code for a protein of 518 amino acids. The record is from RefSeq and is a predicted model, not a curated record. Gene Ontology annotation, biological process: axoneme assembly. NCBI's taxonomy places the organism in Eukaryota, Fungi, Chytridiomycota, Chytridiomycetes, Spizellomycetales, Powellomycetaceae. Gene Ontology annotation, cellular component: cytoplasm.